This is a messenger RNA of Lethenteron reissneri (Far Eastern brook lamprey), 368 nucleotides long. Its product is annotated as small ribosomal subunit protein uS14. Gene Ontology annotation, biological process: cytoplasmic translation. Gene Ontology annotation, cellular component: ribosome; cytosolic small ribosomal subunit. Gene Ontology annotation, molecular function: zinc ion binding; structural constituent of ribosome. The record is from RefSeq and is a predicted model, not a curated record. Lineage: Eukaryota; Metazoa; Chordata; Hyperoartia; Petromyzontiformes; Petromyzontidae.
CCGCUCUCGCGAGACUUGGGCGCGGGUAUAUAAGCGCGUGUCGCCCCGCCCCCCUUCCUCCUCGUCUGCUCGCGCCGCCGCCGCUUCGUCCGCCAUGGGCCACCAGCAGAUCUACUUCUCUCACCCGAGGAAGUUCGGCCAGGGCUCGCGCUCCUGCCGCGUGUGCUCCAACCGCCACGGACUCAUCCGCAAGUACGGCCUCAACAUGUGCCGCCAGUGCUUCCGUCAGUACGCCAAGGACAUUGGCUUCCAGAAGCUCGAUUAAAGCCGGCGGCGGAUGAGAGGGAUGGAAGGCGUCGUUGCCUCCACUCUGAGCUCGCGUCGCCACCGCUGUUAUUUUGGGUUUUAAAUAAACGAUGUGAGAUGAG